Heterostelium album PN500 is the source of this 870-nucleotide messenger RNA. RefSeq lists its product as uncharacterized. Lineage: Eukaryota; Evosea; Eumycetozoa; Acytosteliales; Acytosteliaceae. Bases 1 to 870 code for a protein of 289 amino acids. The record is from RefSeq and is a predicted model, not a curated record. The transcript is spliced from 3 exons.
AUGGCUUCCAAAAAGUACAUUGUUGAAUAUAUCUUUGUCAGAAAUAAGAGUAACAUAGCAAUAUUAUCUCACACAAAUUCUAAAGGAAAAAGCUAUUACUUCACCACACGAUGCCUCAAUUGGCAUAAAACACCAAACCCAAAGGAAAAACUAAAAAGUAACUAUAAGUACUUUGAUUCUAAUCAAAAAAAUAUACUUUUUCCAAAUGAGCAUGGCAAUUCAUUAGUAUUCCUAUACCCAACUUCACUCCUCAUCAAAUUUAUCAAAAAAAUCUUAAGAAAGUUUGAGGAUAAAUGUGAUUUCAGUUCAGAUGAAAUCUAUGUUUUUGGAGAAUUGGCCACUUUUAUAGAAGAUGAUAUCAAAUAUAAAAAAACCAUUUUUUCAAAAGAUCAGUCUUCUGAAUUGGAAAUAAAAGUUCAUUCGUUGAUGUCAAAAAUACAAAAUCAGAAUGAUCAUAUGGAAUUAUCGGAAUCCGAUGGGUAUGGCAGUGAAUCUGAAGGUGAAUACGAUGGCCAUGCAAGUGAAUCUGAAGGUGAAUCCGAUGGCUAUGACAGUGACUCUGAUGGAGAAUCCGAUGGCAAUGCAAGUGAAUCUGAUGGAGAAAUGGAUGACAGUGAUGUUGGUGAUUAUAAUGAAGAAGAGAAGAGGAUUCCAGACCCAGAGGAAAUUUUUCACUCCAUAAAGUUUAAUACAUCAUCGUAUCAACAUUUGGAGAUAUUGCCCCAAUCGAGACAGGAAAUUGCUCGAGAUCUGAUUCAACAAUUGAACGAGUUAGUCAAGGAUGGAACAAGAAAUUAUCGGAAUAAACUCCUCGAUUCACUUUCAAAAUCAAAAAGAAAACAUUCUGAUUCCCGUCGGACUGUUUCAUAA